CACAAAAAAAAAGUCAAAUGACAAUGUCAAAAAGAUCGUCUUGUGUGGUCUUGUGUAAAUAACACAAUCGCGAUUAUUUUUUAUUUCAAUGUGGAAUUAAAAUACAAUUAUUGACACGUUGAGUCGACGGAAUAAAUUAAAUAUUCUGGUGCACCAUUUGCUGACUUAUCUUGCACUAGUUACAUAAAAGACAAUUUGAUGCUGAACCUUAGAAAGAACCAUCUGGUUCCUUGCUGAAUAUAUCAAAAUGAAUACCCCUACAUCGAAAGAAAACAUGGGGCACACCCCCAAUUUGAAAACACAUAGUGUACGCAGCGAUUGUGUUAGCGUGCAGUCCACUCAGAGUUCUACAGCUGAUAAGCAACGUAUAAAUGGGGAGGUUGCUUUGACACCCACUCACAGUUCUUUCGCACUUCAAGGAACAAACCCUCAUAGUUCUAUGACUGCUAUUACACCUAUGGCUAGUGGGUCGAGUCAAGCUAAAAAUAGUGUUAAAUUGCAGAAUUGUGUCUCAACAGUAAAUCUCGGUUGUGAAUUGAAAUUGCUUGACAUUUACAGUAGAACAAGAUUUUCAGAAUACAAUCCACAGAGGUUUCAGGGUGUUGUUAUGAGGAUUCUUGAACCUCGAGUAACAGCUUUAGUUUUUAGGUCAGGCAAAAUCGUAUGUACAGGAGCAAGAAAUGAACAUGAUUCUUAUGUAGCGGCCAGGAAAAUUGCUAGAAUUAUUCAAAAGCUUGGAUUUAGUGCAAAGUUCUUAGAUUUCAAAAUACAAAAUUUCAUUGCAACAGCUGAUUUGCGGUUCCCAGUAAGAUUAGAGGCACUACAACAAGCACAUGGACAGUUUUCUUCAUACGAACCUGAGUUAUUUCCGGGCCUAGUUUAUAGAAUGGUUCGACCACGAGUGGUACUGUUAAUAUUUGUCAAUGGAAAAAUUGUAUUAACAGGAGGCAAGACUAGAAAUGAAAUUUAUGAAGCCCUAGACAUAAUUUACCCAAUAUUACGAAGCUAUAGAAAGAGUUAGCAGUCAAGCAAUCACCUGUAUUCAAUUAAGUACCUAUUAUUCUUAAAAAAUAAUUAAUUAAACAGUGCUGUACCAUUAUUCGAAGCCUUUAUAAAGAGAGAUAGUGUCUGUUGUUUCCAGUUUGAGUACUAGUUUUGACGUAAACUUUGUAAGUAGGAACUUGUAAAUAAAUAAUUAGGUAAUUGUGAAUAAUAAGGUGAUUUUAUUUCAUACAUAAUUUAUGAUAACAAUGUUAUAACUUAUGAUAUAAAUUAAUCAAAACCAUUAUUUAUUUUUUUGACAGAAAAUCUGAAAUCAACUGAAGUGUAAAAUAAUGAAAGGCUUAAUUGGCUUGUACCCAGAGCAUCAGAUUAAAAAAAUUACACCCACUAGGUUUAUUCCAAUUGUGCCCUGUAGAACGUGCGAGACAAAAUUGGUUUAUUCCAAUUUGUACUGCAAAAUCAAAUUUACUAAAAACUUAGUGUGCUUUUCUUUAUAUGAGUCUCGUUUAUCUAAAAUAAUAACAAAAUAAAUAAUAUUAUAAUAACUAUUAAACACUGUAAGGCCCGGUACCAAUCAGCUUUAAUUAUUUCUAACUAGCUUUCCGCCCGCGGCUUCGCCCGCGUGGAAUUUUGUCUGUCACAGAAAAACUUUAUCGCGCGCGUCCCUGUUUCAAAAACCGGGAUAAAAACUAUCCUAUGUUCUUUCCCGGGACUCAAACUAUCUCUAUGCCAAAUUUCAUCAAAAUCGGUUGCGAGGUUUAAGCGGGAAAGCGUAACAGACAGACAGACAGACAGACAGACAGACAGAGUUACUUUCGCAUUUAUAAUAUUAGUUGGGAUUAGUUGGGAU
Ostrinia nubilalis (European corn borer) is the source of this 1852-nucleotide messenger RNA. RefSeq lists its product as uncharacterized. The coding region runs from base 248 to 1021 and encodes 257 amino acids. The record is from RefSeq and is a predicted model, not a curated record. Gene Ontology annotation, molecular function: RNA polymerase II general transcription initiation factor activity; DNA binding. Lineage: Eukaryota; Metazoa; Arthropoda; Insecta; Lepidoptera; Crambidae. The transcript has 5 exons. Gene Ontology annotation, biological process: DNA-templated transcription initiation.